Messenger RNA from Notechis scutatus (mainland tiger snake), 5616 nucleotides. RefSeq names its product suppressor of cytokine signaling 2 (gene SOCS2). Gene Ontology annotation, molecular function: 1-phosphatidylinositol-3-kinase regulator activity. The record is from RefSeq and is a predicted model, not a curated record. Gene Ontology annotation, biological process: intracellular signal transduction; phosphatidylinositol phosphate biosynthetic process. Lineage: Eukaryota; Metazoa; Chordata; Lepidosauria; Squamata; Elapidae. Gene Ontology annotation, cellular component: phosphatidylinositol 3-kinase complex.
CCUCGCCAUUAUUAAUCCCAGUCAUGACAUGCAACCGCGUCACCCCACUUUCUGAGUUGUUUCGGUAUCGGCGCGCACCAGGCAGCAAAUCUCGCCCACCGGCCGCGGCUCCUCGCUCCUGUUUACUUGGCUUCCACGCGUCACAUGAAUAUUUCCUGCCCCGGGUUGUAGGAGAAGCUCUUGCAGAGCAUAACCUGAACUGGCCGGCCCGGCGGCCACUCGCCCGCCCCCCCCCUCUCUCAGCUACUAUUGCGGGGCUCUUUCUCUUUUUCUCCUUUUGAAACAAAAGCAAGGCUGGUCGCCGUGGCGAGCCUCCCAACGGCCUCUCCUUUUAAAAAGCGCCGCGCUAAAGAGACCAGCAUCCCGCCCUUCUGGGUUUUGCCGCGUUUGCUGGCGAGGCCGAAGGUAAGAGUUUGGCCGAGUGCACACGACUCUUCGCCCUGGGGCUGCCCACCGAUUAUUUCCUAGACAGCAGCCAGACUCGCUGCAAAGGAAAGGAGGAGAAAGGCGUGCACCUUGAAAACAGCCGGUAACCCAUCCUCGAAAUCCCCGUCCAGGUGGCGGCUGGGAGAGGCGCUUUCCCGGCGGGUGCCGGUGCCCUUCGUGUGCAAUGGGGAAGACAGGACAAUAGGAAGGAGGCAGAGAAAAGCGGGCGCCCUUCGCCCACCCCAGCGACAAACGGAUCGCCUUUCCGAGGGAUGCUGCGAAAGUGAAGACUCGGAGCGGCCGAUAUCAACGGAGCCUCUCGCCGGGCCCUGGUUCUCCUCUGCUGCAGAGCUGCAGGUCCCUGCGGGCGGCGGUCAGAUGGCCUGGGGCAGCCGCCGGGAGGUCUGGUAAGGACCCGUUGUUCCUUACUUUCCUCCUCACGCCGUGGUCUCUGCCCCCAAAUGACCCUGCGCUCGGCCGAAUCUUCGGAUGGCACCGACAGGGCUGGGCCCCAGUGGGAAGCUGGAGGAGCUUCGGCGGAACCUGCUGAAGGGGAGCGCCUGGACUCUGCCAUGAGGGAGUUGAGAUGCGCGGGAUGGUAUUGGGGAAGCAUGAGUGUUGCAGAAGCAAAGGAAAGAUUACAAGAUGCAUCUGAAGGGACUUUCUUGGUCAGAGACAGCUCUCACUCAGAGUAUUUACUUACUAUUUCAGUCAAAACCUCAGUAGGUCCUACCAAUUUACGAAUAGAAUUUCAAGGUGGUAAAUUCCGUCUGGAUUCUGUUAUAUGCAUCCGAUCAAGGCUCCAGCAAUUUGACAGUGUGGUUCACCUAAUUGAAUAUUAUGUCCUUAUGUGCAAGGACAGAAGAAUGGUCUCCGAAAUACCUUCCAAUGGAACAGUCCAUCUUUAUUUGAAUAAACCUCUCUAUCAUUCAACACUGUCUCUACAGCAUCAGUGUAGAGUAGCAAUAAACAGAUACACAAGUAAAAUCCAGGAACUUCCAUUACCAACAAGAUUGAAGGAAUUCUUACAGGAAUAUCGAUAUCGGGUAUAAGCAUCUACUCAGCCUCAUUUUAAGAAAACAGGUCCUGAAUAUGAUUUGUGAGAAAUCAAAAUCGCCAGCUGCAUGAACGUAUUGUAUAGGUCACUGUGAAAAUGGUAUGUUAUUGUGUAUGUUUGUGGACUUUAAUAGAGGACUUGGAUUUAGCAUUUAAAACUUUGGUGCUCAGUAAACUUCCUGAUGCUAUUAGAAUUACAAGCUGAGGGGGAAAGUGUUUCAUUGGGAACAAGUGCCUACAAAAGAAGGGUUCAUUGCUCUUUGAUACCUAUGCACUAACUUUGUUCUUACAAUAAAUGAGGCAUUUUGUAAGAAACCCAUCUUAUAAAAUAUUACUAAAUCCAAAUCCAAAUGAUAUGGCUGCCCUUCCAAAUAACUUCUGAAUAAUAUGGACCAGUCAAUGAUACCAUGGCUACCUUAAAAUAAUCUAUGGUCCUCAUUCUGAGAACCUAUUGCAUUCAUCGGUAUUUUGAAAGAUUAGGAAAGAUUCCUAGUGACCAUUUACAGUUGAAUGCUCCCCUCAUAUCAGAAGGGCUAAGGGGAGGAUAGGCAUCUGGAUUUUAGUAGCAAAUGACUUACAACUCUGCAAUUAGGUCACUGUAAACUUUUUGUGAAGUUACAAAGGGAACAUGCAUACAUUUUGGGCAAUAAAUUUCCAGCUAGCAUAAAAGACUGGCUGGUGAGAUUCACUGUUUCAGAUUAGAUCAGUCUAAUGCUCCUGAUUAUGUAUUUUGCACAUUCUUAAUUAUAAUUUACAUAUUAACAAAUGGCAAGCUUUUAUUUUCUAAUAUUAUAGCACUUGAGUGUUUUCUCACUAAAAACUUACCUAGCAGUUCUUCCUGAUUAUGAAUACAUGAAUAUUUUGGGGGGCGGGGGAGAGAUGCUUUCAAGUCCAUGUUGACUCUUCUCAAUUACCUUCGACAAGUCCUGCAGUUUCCUUGGCAAAUUUUUUGGGAAAUAGUUUGCUAUUGUCUGCUUCCUAAAGCUGGGAAAAAGAGAGAGAGAGACUGACCGAAGAUCACCAGUUGGUUUCUUGCCUAAGAUGGGACUAGAAUUUAUAAUCUCCUGAUUUCUAGCCUUAUGCCUUAACCACUACAUCAUUCUGGUGCUAUUAUAAAAGCUAUAGUUUUCUUCAUUUUUACUCAGAAUGUAAGUUUAGCAUUAUAGCAAAGGCCUAUUUGAACAGUCAAAAUGGGACUGGAUUUCUAGAUAAGAUGGUAGGCAGGCACACAUAAACUCUGAACAUUCUGGGGAGCUCUAGCAGUCUCCUUCGUACACUUAGAUCCCAUGGCUACACAAGCCCCACCCCAAGCCUUCAGUAUAGUCUCCACAAAGCCUCCCUAAAUGAUAACUUUCAUCUAAGAGAAAGAGAAAUAUGGUAUAUGUGGAAAGUAACCAUGUCAGACCAGAAACAGCCCAUGAAGUAGGUGUGUGGGAGAGAGAUGUGUGAAAUCAAUUAUUCCUAAUUUAAGGCAAUGUAAUUAAAAUCUUAUUCCAAAGCAAAGGUCAUAUUAUUCCUCUUACAGGGACUCUGAAUAAAUUGAGGUAAUGUACCAUUAUAUGUGUUAGCACAGAGUUUUCUUUCUAGAUCCAUAACAGUAAUAGGUCCCUUGAAAGAAGCUUUAUAAACAUCUAGACUGCAGUCUUGAGUUGUUUCCAUCCAAAACAAUGGUAAAUAUGACUUAACUUCUACAAUGUAGAAUUUUAUUAGUGUUCUUAUUUCCUUGAAAUGCAAGUAAUUUUGCUUUUAAAAAAUAUUAUUCAUAUAUACCUCUCCUAUUUCAGACAGUACUCAGUAAAUCAAAUUGUAGUGCCCUUAUGCUCAUAAUGUGUUUCUGUGUUCAAAUGGACCUUUCAGAACUACACAAGCAAUAUUUGUGUAUGACUUUAUGUCAUUUCCAGAAGAGAAAAAAUUAUGGCACCAAGUGUAUUCAUACUGACAUUUAGUUUAGUGAUAACUAAUAAAAUAGCUCUAAAAUUCCUCUCCUACACAUUGCUUCAACACUCUUAAUACUAUUCAAGCUAAUAGCCUCAACAUCUUAUUCUUAAUCCCAUAUAAUUAUUCGUCGUGCAAAAAAGGAUUUCAUUUAUUCUGUCCUGAAGGACUUGACUUUUAAUAAUAUGGGCAGAAAAAUAUCCACUUUCUUUAUGUUUUAGAUAGAUAAGUUCUCAACAGUUGGUGGAUGCAGUCAUAGAAACUUUUUGAAGUUUAAUUUUAAAGUUGGUAUUCUGUUUAUUCAAAAACCCAUCUGGGGAUGCAAAGAGCCAGGUGCGCAUUAGGAGCUAAAUUUAGGCAGAGAUACACUGAUAUUCAUGUCUAGAAAUUGAGGCCAUGUUCACAUGAUUAUUUGCAAAAUUAUCUUGUAUAGAUACAUUUGUUGCUGUGGGAACAACAAAAAUUGAGGUAUCCAGUGAAAUGUUUCUUUUACAUCCACUUUGUUCUCAUUGCCUUUUUGGUAUAUUCAGAACAAAUAUGCUAAAAUUAUUCCACAUGUUGCUGCACAUUAUAUGUUGCUUGUAGGUGGAUGUUGGAGGAUUAAGAUGUUAUUACACUGAAUGUGGGACCAAUUUCUUCAUCCCCUUUUUUCUUACAAAGACUUAAAGAAUCUAAAUAAAAUAAAUUAGUCCAUUGAGAGAGAGGGAGGGAGAGAAAGAGAGGGAGGGAGGAAGAGAGGUAGAAGUUGAGAGAUGAAGUUGGUCUCUAUAGCACAUAUGUCAUCUCUGGACCACCCAUCAAAACAUUUUGAUUUGGUUCAGUGAACUGCAGUGGAACUCUGGAAAUAGCAAAUGGGAUGCUGGGAUAUUGCAACUGGCCUCAGAUUGUCCAUUGAUAUAGCAAUGUAUAUUUCAUUGCAAAGUCUCCUGUUUCUAAUCUUUUCAACUGCGUGUUGAAUUACAAGUGGAAGAAUAUAACACCUCAUAUUCUUCCUUGGUUUCUAUAAUGCUAAGAUGAGAUAUUUUCUAGUCUUUGGUAGUAGUGACUCAAAAGUACUGUGAACUCCAACACAUGGGGCUGACUGUCAUGCCAUGAUAAUCAAGUGAUUGCUUUUGGUGUACUAUAAUGUGUAGCCCUGCUCAAUAUGUAGAUUAGAAUGCUGUGGCUGAUUAAAUAGUGUUUUAAACUAUCCUGGCUUCGUAUUUGUAUGAACUAUCUAAGGUUAUUUCCAUACUAGCUUGGUGUCAUUACGUUGAAACUAUCUUUAUUUUACUACCAUUGUGAGAUUCUAUUGAAAGGUGUUGGAUAAGUUAGAUGUGUUUCUAAAGAGACAACAUGGCUUCACUUUUUUGUCACCUUUAGCCUGAAGUUGUGAAUGGAUGUCAAUUGCAAUCUAAAUUUAGCUCUAACAGAUCAUGCUAGUGUACAUAUUUUUUGAAAAUUAAGCAUCAACAUAAUUUAGUUUAUGUUAUAAUCUAAAGAAUUCAGGAUGCUUAGUACUAUAAUUUCUUUAUCAAAUAAAAAGCAUUUGAAACAUUAAAGAUGAUCACCAUUAAAUAUUUUGGCAUUCCCAAUAGUUAAACUAUCUUUUGAUAAUAGAUUAGUUACAGUAGAACUUUUCCUCCAACUUGAGGGAACAACUCUAAAUAUGUACUGAUGAAGCAAAUAUAAUUCACUGCCAUAAAAUGUAUUCCCAUACAAUAUAUAUAAAAUCAAUCUAUAAAUCUCUUCAUGUAUUACACUAAAAUAUGGUUUUGCUUAACUAUGGUUAUGGUUACAAAAAACAUAAUUUACCUUGUGACUCAGUGUGACAUUGAAUUCGAUCUAUUUUAUUUAAAUUCUAAGAUAUUCAGUAAAUAUCCAUUAAUGUUAGUUAUUAAUGUAACUACAUUAAAAGUGUCCUGAAAAAUAUUAUAUUUAAUUGCAGGAAGCAAUAUAUCUUAUUGUUCAAUCAACUUUUACAUAUUUCAAGUUAAUGUAUAAAUACUGAUUAGUUCAAUUGCUGUACUUCAUGUGAAAAAUGCUUUUACCUGUUCUGUUAUAUAAAGUACCAUAUUAAAACACUUUUGAUACAAAUGUGAAAGAUAUAUUAUUUUAUUCUUAGCAACUUAGCAACAGCAGGUUGCUACCAAGUCUAAUUUUGGUUCUUGUCUAGAAAAUAAAAAUAUUGUACUCUUACUCAUUUUAAAGAAUACAUAA